Diatraea saccharalis (sugarcane borer) is the source of this 1406-nucleotide messenger RNA. Lineage: Eukaryota; Metazoa; Arthropoda; Insecta; Lepidoptera; Crambidae. The record is from the annotation of a GenBank genome assembly.
CCGCGUUCGAUGCGUCGACGCUCUUUUUUGCACACACUCAAAAUAAAGUGAUAUUUUUAUAUUAUUAAUAUGCCGUGGACUAGUACCAACAGAAUUUACGCGAAGCCUUCAAACACGAGCGGUGGAGAGAGUGUAAUGGCAGUGCCGAGUACAUUCACAUCCCAGACUGCCGCCACAGAUACUGGUGGCAGGUUCGAACUCAGCGAUCAUGGCUACGGCAAGAGUAGCGUUAAGCUGUUACAUGUCCACCGCGACAAUGAUUACCAUACAGUCAGAGAAUUUGAGGUCUCCACAGAAUUGAAGCUGAUCUCUGAAACUGCUUACGUCAUCGGUGACAACAAAGAGGUGGUCGCUACAGACUCGCAGAAGAACACCAUCUAUUUAUUAGCCAAAAAGCACGGCGUCAAGACUCCCGAAGAGUUCGGUGCUGUAGUUGUAAACCAUUUUCUGUAUAUGUACAAACAAGUGGUGGCAGCCAAGUGUCGAGUCGUUGAGUAUCCUUGGGAGAGAUUGCAGGCUGGCGUACCACACAAUCAUGCUUUCGUCUUCUCUCCGACCGCAACCAGAUGGUGCGAAGUAUCACAAACUCGGCACGAGGCUGUGGCAGUGAAGUCAGGAUUAAGCGGUUUAAGAGUUUUAAAAACAACACAAUCCGCGUUCGUAGACUUUGUUCAAGAUGAAUAUACAACUCUUCCUGAUGCAGCCGAAAGAAUAUUCAGUACGGUGGUGGAAGCUGAAUGGACAUAUGACAGCAUGCGCACAGCCAACUUUGACAAUGCGUGGCUGACCGUGAAGGAUGCCAUUUUGGACAAGUUUGCUGGACCUCCGGAUACUGGCGUAUACUCGCCGUCAGUGCAACACACUCUUUAUCAAGCAGAAAAAGUAGUUUUGGAAAAAGUACCAGAGAUCACCUGGGUGAGGAUGACGAUGCCCAACAAACAUUAUUUGAACAUCGACCUAUCAAAGUUCCCAGCUAACGUGACUAAAGGCGAUCCCCGUCACCAUAUCUACCAGCCCAUCGACAAACCAGCCGGACUAAUCUACGCCCAGCUACGGCGGAGACAAAAAAGUCACUUGUGACCAAUAACGUAGGAUAUAUAUUUGCCUGUUCACUAUUGCGUGAAUGGUAUUAAGACUUAUUAAGUUUAAACGAUUUGCAGUCACGACUAUAUUAAACUAAAUUUACCUACAAAAUUAGCACUAAUCAAUAAAAUAUAGUUGCGUAGAUGAUUUUAGAGUCUGCAUCAAAACGGCUGUGAAGUAUAUAUUAUGACUACAAAAGCUUUAAGUCAUAAAUGCAGCUACAGGUUACUAAAAAAUGACAAAUUACCUCAUUCAAUUUAUAAUUUAAAUAAUAACACAGAGGUUAUAAUUAAUUGAUAUAAUUUUUCUCAAUUUUGUAUAAU